This is a messenger RNA of Drosophila willistoni, 1836 nucleotides long. Its product is annotated as brachyurin. NCBI's taxonomy places the organism in Eukaryota, Metazoa, Arthropoda, Insecta, Diptera, Drosophilidae. Bases 737 to 1549 code for a protein of 270 amino acids. Gene Ontology annotation, biological process: proteolysis. Gene Ontology annotation, molecular function: serine-type endopeptidase activity. The record is from RefSeq and is a predicted model, not a curated record. The transcript has 4 exons.
AAUUGAAUAAAGACCAAAUCAAAAUCGAAUUCAACAUUUAUACAGAACUUAGAAAAACGUAUCUUAUCUAGGUCCUUGACCAUCAAAUAGAUUGUUGUUAAUAUCAUAUAUGUAUGUAUGUAAUUCACAUGUUUGGGAUUACACCCAACUUGAGUUAAGAUUUGUCAAAUGUGCACAUUAUAAGGAUGAAUCACGCGACCCUGAAAUUCCAAAACAAUCGAGUAAGACAAAGGCCAUAGUGUGGAUCAGACAGAUAUAUGUAGGUAUGGCAUAUAUACUAGAGAGUAGAGCAUUUAAAAUCUUAAUUACCGAACCAAUACAAACAAUUUCUCGCUAAAUAAGCACUUUAAAUGAUAAGAGACACAAGACAAAUGAACACUCUUAGAAAAUCGCAUGAUAUAUAUAGGAAGUAUAUCACACACGGAUUUACGGAGGAAAGUCUUUAAUCGCAGAGAAAUCAUAGCGAAAUGGCAUUUUGGGAACACCCUAACAUCUAGCAUCUGAAAUGAGUCCUUAUCAAAAGUAACUGAAGAGCGAAACAUAUGUAUUUCUUAAACAAAUACAAUAUUCAAGUGGCGUUGAGAUUUCUUCUAAUGAUAAUCCCUCCAAUUGGGCAUUAUAUACCCAUUGUGACGACGGCAACGAAAAUGGCCAAUCGAUAUGCCCCAUUCAAAAAUAAAAUCUCCAUCGAGUGGCUUAGCCGCCUUAGUGGUAUAAUAUAUGGUCUACCAUCAACAUGCUAUUCGCUUCCCUGAUAAUUGCUCUGACGAUAGGCCUAACUCAGUCGCGACCCAAUGAUGAACUGGUUUCGCAAGGUCGCAUAGCUGGAGGGACGGUGGCCACCGAGAGUCAAUUUCCACAUCAAGUGGGUCUCAGCAUUGAGGAGGAGAACAAUUUAUUCAGUUGGUGUGGCGGCAGUUUAAUAUCCGAACAAUAUGUCCUAACCGCUGCCCAUUGUGUGGAGGAAGCCAUAGCCAUUGUGUACUACUUGGGGGGAGUGCAACGUCUGGCGCCCCAGCAACUAAUGAAAUCGCUUGAUCCGAGCAUACAACUGCAUCCCGAUUGGAAUCCAAAAACUCUGGAGAACGAUAUAGCCCUGCUGAAGCUGCCACAACCGGCCAUUCUCAGUGGUUGCAUAAAGCCCAUCAAAUUGCCCGCAAUCGCCUCAAGUUAUGCCAGCUAUGACUAUAAGAUGGCCACUACCUCGGGAUGGGGUCGCAUUAACGAUGUGUCCACAGCGAUAUCGAAUGAACUGCGCUAUGUGGUGCGGUAUGUGGAGUCAAAUGAGGAUUGCCUAUAUACCUAUGCCAAUGUGAGACCCACCAAUAUCUGCAUGGAUACAACUGGUGGACAAUCCACCUGCACUGGUGACUCCGGAGGUCCUCUAACAUAUUUCGAUCAUACUCAGAACGCUGAAAUCCUAAUUGGCAUCACGUCAUAUGGAAAGAAAUCUGGUUGCACUCAGGGAUAUCCAUCGGUUUUUACUCGUGUCACCGCCUACUUGGAUUGGAUUGCCGCGGUCAGCGGUGUAGGCCAUUCCCAGUCAUAGGGUCCCCAAAUUGUAGAGAUACCGAACAAAAUAUGAUUCAAAAAGAUAUUCGUAAAUUCAUUUCAAAUUCAAUUCACUUUCAUUUAUAACCAUGACAGAAAUACUAAUUUACCGCAGGCGAGAGCAUACAUAUCCUUAUGUCAAGAAUGAGCAGGUCUCCUUUUUGGCAUUUAAAAAGGAUUUAUGUAAAAAGUAUAAAAAAAUAAUACACAUUUUUGUUGAAAUCGGUUGGAAAUACAAAUACAACAAGCAACUAGGCCAAACAUUUAAUAAUAUACAUCUUAAAA